Molecule: messenger RNA, 1243 nt
Organism: Nicotiana tabacum (common tobacco)
Lineage: Eukaryota; Viridiplantae; Streptophyta; Magnoliopsida; Solanales; Solanaceae
Product: putative invertase inhibitor
Molecular function (GO): enzyme inhibitor activity
Source: RefSeq, a predicted model, not a curated record
UUAUAUUACUCCUCUUCAGUAUAUAUAAGUAGAAGUUCACAAUAGCACAUGAAAAACAGCAAAACAGGUUAAAAUUCCAAAAUAAUGUGGCAUUGCUCUUUCUUUUCCCUCCCACUUUGCUGCUUAUUCUUACUAUUUAUUUCUACACAUUGUUACCUGAGUUCCCCACCAGUAGUAGACUUGAUCAACUCAACCUGCAAAAAGUGCUCAGAUGAGUCAGCAGACUUUAACUACAACUUCUGUGUUGCUUCACUCCAAGUAAUUCCUGUAACUCAUGUUACCAACUUACAAGGAAUAGGAAUCAUAGCAAUGGAGCUGGCUCUAGAAAAUGCGACACACACGAUUUCAACCAUUGAGAAGUUGCUUAACAGCGAAGAGUUCGAUCCUUUUGCUAUGGACUCCUUAAGAGAUUGCUUGGAACUUUACGCAGAUGCCAUUGCCAUGUUGGUGGAUGCUUUUGGCGCGUUCUUGUCUAAGCAUUUUAAUACAGCAAAUGUACUAAUGAGGACAGUUAUGGACGCGACAUCAACGUGUGAUGAAGAGUUCACUGAGAAGAAAGGAGAGUUGGCACCACUAGCAAAGGAGAACUACAAUCUUUACCAAUUGAGUGACAUAUCCUGGUGCAUCAUUAAGCAAGUUUCCUCCGUCCCUUCUGAUCUACCUAAUGUAUCUUCUUAAGAUUCGGCAACUACCAGUUGUGUACUGCAUGGGACAUCAAAGAGUUGCUUAUAGUUCUUGUAGAAAUACUAAUCAGCAAGUCUUGUUGCCCCUGUUCCCCCUUUUCCUUUCCCCUAACAAGCGUAUUUGCACAUUAUAUGUAGUUAAAAACAUUACAUAAAUUAGAGGUCAAAUAAAGGAGAACUCGGGAAGAAGACAACAAAUAUGUAACCAAAACAGAACUAUGUAAUCAAGUAUGAAUUAUACUGCUGAUGAAACAUACAAUUGCGACAAAGACAGAGUGCAAGGUUUUGUUAGCAAGAAAAUUUAGUCAAAGCAGAAGUAAAUGUAACUGGGGUAUAUGGCCUUCAGUGUUUAAACAAAAAGAAACAUUUGCUAGUCCAUUAAUCAGAAAAGCAUACACCAUCAGAACAUUUCCACAAUGUUAAAUUACCAAACACUAUGACAAAACUUAAGGCAGGGUAUUCUUGCAUUCAUAAAGAUAUAUUGUCGAAAGACCAUCAAUGAACUGCCUGAGACACGAAGAUGAACUAAAUAAUGCAAGGAACUGUACGGAUCAGUAGGU